CGUUUAUACGUGCAGCGCCCGUCAUGUGACGCUCUCAUCUCGCGAGAUUGUGACGAAGCCUUGGGCGAUUCGGGACUGCGGGCUGUGGUAUGAAAGAUUGGGACCGUCCCGCUGAGAGCGGGGCUGCAGAGUGGUCCAACUGUUCUCCUCCUGUCUCAAGAUGGUAAAGCCGGAUAUCCACACUCUUGCUCGCCAUCUGAAGCAAGAGCGGCUCUAUGUGAACUCAGAGAAGCAGCUCAUCCAGAGGCUGAAUGCUGAUGUGCUGAAGACAGCAGAAAGGCUCUACCGAACAUCAUGGAUAGCCAAGCAACAAAGAAUUAACCUGGACAGACUCAUCCUCACAAGCGCUGAAGCAUCUCCAGCUGAGUGUUGCCAACAUGCAAAGGUCCUGGAAGAUACUCAGUUUGUGGAUGGUUACAAGCAGCUGGGCUUCCAAGAGACUGCAUAUGGAGAGUUUCUUAAUCGCCUGCGUGAGAACCCACGCCUCAUUGCAUCUUGCCUCGUGGCUGGAGAAAAACUCAACCAUGAGAAUGCCCAGAGUGUCAUACACACUGUCUUUACCUCUCUGUAUGGCAACUGUAUAAUGCAGGAGGAUGAGAGCUACUUGUUACAGGUCCUGCGUUACUUAAUUGAGUUUGAACUGAAGGAGAGUGAUAACCCCCAAAGGCUGCUCAGGAGAGGCACAUGUGCUUUUAGCAUUAUCUUCAAACUUUUCUCUGAAGGCCUUUUCUCCGCCAAGCUCUUCCUAACAGCAACCCUACAUGAGCCGAUCAUGCAGUUGCUGGUGGAAGAUGAGGACCACCUAGAAACUGACCCUUCAAAAUUGAUUGAGCGGUUUUCUCCAGCCCAGCAGGAAAAGUUGUUUGGGGAGAAGGGCAGUGAGGCUUUUCGUCAAAGGGUUCAGGAAAUGGUGGAGUCAAAUGAAGCUAAGCUUGUGACACUUGUCAAUAAAUUCAUAGGAUACUUGAAGCAGAACACAUACUGCUUCCCACACAGUCUAAGGUGGAUCGUCUCACAGAUGUUUAAAACUUUGUCCUGUGUGGAGGGGCUGGAGGUUAGUGAGGUGAGAUCUAUGUGCACCGACCUGCUACUGACUUGUUUCAUCUGCCCAGCAAUUGUGAACCCAGAGCAGUAUGGGAUAAUUUCAGAUGCUCCAAUCAAUGAAGUGGCAAGGUUCAACUUAAUGCAGGUGGGGCGUCUCUUACAGCAGCUGGCACUAACUGGAUUUGAGGAGGGAGAUUCACGGAACAAGAAUAACCUCAGUAAAUUUGACAAAAGUUGUGUGGCUGCUUUCCUGGAUGUGGUUAUUGGUGGUCGAGCAGUUGAAACACCUCCCCUUUCAUCUGUGAAUCUCUUGGAAGGAUUAAGUCGAACAGUUGUAUACAUGACAUACAGCCAACUUAUGAGUCUAUUGGGGUUCUUGCGUACUGUCAUCUCCAGUGACCAACUGCGGGAGGAGGACAGGAUGGCACUGGAAAACCUCCUGGCUACAGUGCCCCAGACCAAGCCAGGGAAGAGUAACAAUGAUACUACACCUUACAGCACCCCUCAGCUCUCACCAGCCACAACACCAGCCUGUAAGAAGAACAGGCUACCUAUAGGUCAGCAGCUGGCAGCCAUGACAGUAUGGGACACAUCUGCCUCAAAUCUCACCGCUCACAUUAACCUGGUGACCCCGUUUGUUACUCGUAGUAGAAGCAAAACAAGCCUGAUGGAAGCAGAGAAUGAGGGAUCUCCGCAGGAAGUCACUCCUGGUCAGCCUGAAGAAGUCCUGGUCAUCUCACUAGGGACUGGUCCCCAGCUCACACCAGGAAUGAUGUCUGAAAAUGAGGUUUUGAACAUGCAGCUGGUAGAUGGGGGUCAGGUGGACGUGCCUGUGGAUGAAUCUAAACUUCAUGGAAAGCCAGACAAAACCCUGCGUUUCUCACUUUGCAGUGACAACCUAGAAGGCAUUUCAGAAGGUGAAUGUUUGGGUUUAAGAAUAAUUGACGUUCCAGGUCCUUCAAAUCGUUCCAACUCAGUUUCCUCUUUGGAUCUGGAAGGGGAGUCUGUAUCUGAGCUAGGAGGAGGACCAUCCGGAAGCAAUGGGGUGGAGGCUUUGCAGUUAUUGGAACAUGAACAAGCUACCACACAGGAUAAUCUAGAUGACAAACUGCGCAAAUUUGAAAUUCGAGACAUGAUGGGAUUGACGGAUGAUAGAGAUAUAUCAGAGACAGUCAGUGAGACAUGGAGCACGGAUGUGCUUGGAAGUGAUUUUGACCCCAACAUUGAUGAAGAUCGACUACAAGAAAUUGCAGGUGCAGCAGCUGAGAACAUGCUGGGAAGCCUGCUGUGCCUUCCCGGCUCUGGCUCAAUACUGCUUGAUCCUUGUACUGGAUCCACUAUAUCUGAGACUACCAGUGAAGCAUGGAGUGUUGAGGUGCUCCCUAGUGAUUCUGAAGCACCAGAUCUAAAGCAAGAGGAGCGGCUGCAGGAACUGGAGAGCUGUUCAGGUUUGGGAAGCACAUCAGAUGACACUGAAGUUAGAGAGGUCAGCUCCCGGCCCAGCACUCCAGGACUCAGUGUGGUGUCAGGUGACUUUCCCAAACCUUUCUAUUCAUUGCCGGGUAUCAGUGCUACCUCAGAGGACAUCCCAAACAAGAUAGAGGACCUACGCUCAGAGUGCAGCUCUGACUUUGGAGGAAAGGAUUCUGUUACAAGUCCUGAGGCAGAAGAGUCUGUUCAUGGACCUCACCAUAUAACUGCACCUCCAACCCAGACUGAAUCCUUGUUGGCCAUGUUUGACCCACUAGCUCCAGCAUCCAAUGAAGUGGUUCGACCUAAAGUACACUAUGCGAGACCCUCACAUCCGCCUCCUGACCCGCCUGUACUGGAAGGAGCAAGUGGGGGAAAUGAAGCUCGUCUUCCUAUGUUCGGUUCUCAUGUAUUUGUUCCCAUGGAGUCUGAAGCUUACAGGCAGAGACACUCAUGUCCUGAAAGACUGGUGCGCAGUCGCAGCUCCGACAUCGCUUCUUCCAUACGGAGGCCAAUGAGUGACCCUGGCUGGGUGCGGCGUGGGGUGAAUGAAGAUAGGGAGCUGCCAACAGGAACUGCAAUUAAUGCACUAAUUAAUCCCCCCCAGGCUUCAUCCUCCUCACCAAGCAAGGACUCUUCCAGGGGAGAGCCAGAAGAAAAAAAAGACAGCGAUGAUGAGCGAUCAGAUAGGAAUAAGCCUUGGUGGAAGAAGCGGUUUGUGUCUGCAAUGCCCAAAGCUCCUAUCCCAUUUAGGAAGAAGGAAAAACACGAGAAGGAGAGGGAAGACUUGGUACAAGACAGGUUUUCAGUAGCAGAUGACUCAACAUCUCAGCUAGGGCCACAUUCCCAGGCAGCAGAAGACAUCCUGGCUAAGUACAGGAAUGCUAUUAAGAGGACAAUCCCCAAUGAAGGUUCCUCCGUGCCCUAUGAAGGAGCAGAUGCUGUUGGAGAUGGAGAAAGCCUUCAUGAUUCUCCUCGUGAUGAAGCUUUGCAGAACAUGGCCUCAGAUGACCUGCUUGAUUCUGCCAGCCAAGUAGCCCACCCACAGGAGCCUGCAUUCUCCUAUAGGGAUGCUAAGAAAAAAUUACGCCUGGCCCUGUGCUCUGCGGAUUCAGUAGCGUUCCCUGUAUUGUCUCAUUCGACACGGAAUGGCCUGCCAGAUCACACAGACCCAGAAGACAAUGAGAUUGUGUGCUUCCUUAAAGUCCAACUUGCAGAGGCCAUAAACCUGCAGGACAAAAACCUGAUGGCUCAGAUCCAGGAAACUAUGCGAUGUGUGAGCCGAUUUGACAGCCGCUCCUGCAGCAAAAUUUUGGCAUCCAUUGCAGAGGAUUACCGGAAGAGGGCCUCAUAUAUUGCAUAUCUAACAAGAUGCCGACAGGGACUACAGACCACCCAGGCUCACCUUGAGCGCCUCCUGCAGAGAGUGCUACGAGAUAAAGAGGUCUCCACGCGCUACUUCACCACUGUCUGUGUGAGGCUUCUACUUGAGAGCAAAGAGAAGGAAAUCCAUGAAUUUAUCCAAGAUUUUCAAAAGUUAACUGCAGCUGAUGAUAAAACAGCACAAGUUGAAGAGUUCUUGCAAUCACUUUACGGGGCUAUGGCACAAGAUGUGAUUUGGCAAAAUGCCAGUGAGGAGCAGCUGCAAGAUGCACAGAUUGCUAUUGAGCGAAGCAUUAUGAACCGCAUCUUUAAGCUGGCCUUCUAUCCCAAUCAAGAUGCAGAUAUUCUGCGAGAUCAGGUCCUGCAUGAACACAUUAAAAGGUUGUCUAAAGUGGUGACUGCCAAUCACAGGGCACUGCAGAUACCUGAGGUGUAUCUGAGGGAGGCUCCUUGGCCAUCUGCCCAAACCGAAAUCCGUACCAUCAGCGCAUACAAGACACCCAGGGACAAAGUGCAGUGCAUAUUGCGCAUGUGCUCAACAAUCAUGAACCUUCUAAGCCUGGCCAAUGAGUACUCUGUCCCAGGAGCAGAUGAUUUUGUUCCUGUGCUGGUUUUUGUCCUUAUUAAGGCUAAUCCCCCCUGCCUACUAUCAACAGUGCAAUAUAUCAGCAACUUCUAUUCCAAUCGGCUCACUGGCGAGGAGUCCUACUGGUGGAUGCAGUUCACAGCUGCUGUUGAGUUCAUUAAAACCAUUGACGAUCGCAAGUAAAUCUGAAACUAAGCUGUCAAAAGAAAAAAAAAAAUGAAGUGGCCACUCUUUCCCAGGUUUUGGCGUCACAGCCCUGCGCCUUGUAUCAUAACUGUACAGACAGAGGGGGUAGUGGUUUUGGUCUUUUACUCUGGGGGGGCCUGCAAUUUAUAACUGACUAGUAGCUUGCAGGCCUUUCUGAUUACAAAAGCAGUCACCUUUUCAUUGGAAAUAUUUGUCCCCACAAAUGCAAAGCCGACUUAUAACCCUCCCCCCUUAUAAUGCUGCAUCAUUUUAAAUGGUACCUUUACUAAACAGAAAAUGACAUUUAACUUGCAGACGUGGAUGUUUUGUUUAAUUUAACUUGAUAUAUAUAUAUUUUCUCUUAGGAUUAGGUAAGGAAAGAAAAAGGGACCACCUAUUAACUAUUCUUAGCAAAUAUACUUGCAGGAUUAUCACUGUAGUUAAACUGCUCUCUAGGGAUCGUAGGCAAUAACGCUGAGUCGUAGACAAUUUCAUGGGAGGGGUUAAAGGGUUACGCUGCUCAAUCACAUUUUGCUAGUUAUUUUAAAUGGGCACCAAAUACCCUGUUUUAUAAAUUCAAAAUAUUUAUCCAUGGAAAGUCCUUUCUGCUUGGGUUGUGGGUGCUGUUACGCUUUACCAAAGUUACAUAACUAAUGUCAGUAUUGACCCGUGUCCAUAUCUCUUGUAGAGACACUCUUCAGCGUCUAUGAAAGGUUAACAAUAGGGAUUUGGAUAUAAGGGUAUAAAACGUGCUUGAGCACAAUUAUUUUGUAUGGCUUGUCUGCACCCCUGACUGGGCAGAUAGUCCUCAUUCGAUUCCUUUGCGAGAGGAAUCAUUCUUUAAAGUGAAGAGAAACAGUUGUAAGGUUUGUAAAGCACAGGAUUUAAUUCACUUUUAAAUUAACCAUCACCUUGCAAACUGGAGCGGCAAUCUAUAGAUAAGUUAUUGGCAGUGACAGAUAUUUUAAAAAUGGAGAUAUCCUAUUAAUUUAUUAUUAACAGUUCCACCUAAUAGUGAAAGGGUGCUUUGGUCGUGAUGCAAUAAAAUUAGUUUUACCUUUAGAUUUUUAUUAGGUUUAGAUUUGCACACCGGUUUAAAUGCCCAGUUACUUUCAUGUUCUUGUAUUCCUCCAAAUCUCUGGUAGACUGGAACAUCUUCUGCCACCAGAGGGUGCAAAAUUGUUUUCAAAAGGCUUUGCUGAAAUAAACUGGAACAUAACAAUCAUACCUAUAGAUUGUCCAUAUUAAUAGCCCAUAUAAAGCAUAUAUUUUUAUUAGGGAGGGGCACUUUUGUUUGGGGGUUAGGUUGAAAGGAAUGUGUGUACGUUUACAAUUCAUGGGAAUAGUAAGUUUAAGCCCUAACAGUUCUAUAGUCACUAAACCACACUUGAUGUAAACAGCACAGAUUGAGCCCACAUCCUCCUAACAGUGCCCCAUGUUACAGACCUGUUAUGUAUUCAAAUCAUUGCUGGAACCUGGAUAAAAGUUGUUUUUUUUAAUAAGCCUAUAAGAUGGCUGCAAAUUAAAUUUUUGUUUUAAUUUUUUAUUAUAGUGUAAAUGAACCAGAAAUUAAGAGGCAUAUUUCAGUGGAUUUUAUUUUACAGAAGAGCAAUUUUUUCCUGCCAAAGCACUUUCUGGAUGAAGUUAGUCAGGGCUUUAAUCCUUAACUAUACUUUGGACCUUUAAGCAGGACUUAGGGCAAUGGAACAUGGAGCAGUUGGCAGUGUUUUGCCGCCGGCAAACUCAAAAUUGCCCCUCCAUUGACUUAAAUAGUAAUGGCCUGGAUCCUGCCUGUGUUCUCAUGGAUCAGACAAUUGUUACUCCUCCCAUGUACUUUGCCAUAAUAGGUGCACAGCCGACAAGCAUUCAGAAUUUAGAUUAUUGGUCAACUAUUUGGCAGCAGUUUCUAGAUUUUAAUAUGGGAGUUCAUAGUGAAAGUAAAGGUGUUUUUUUUUUAAUCCUUCUGAUAACAAUCCAGGGUCUGUUGAUCACCCUGCAUAAAUACGCUGUUACCAAGGCUUUUUUUUAUGCCCCACGCAAUAGCAUACUGUAACAGCCGAUAUAUGGAGAGUGGAGCUCUUCAGCAACAAAAGGCCAUCCAUUAAUAACACAAAUCCAUGCCAUAGGUCUGAUUUUCUGCUGUAAAAUAUAUUCUUUUUAAUUAUUCAUAAUGAAAUAAAAACUGACGGGGGAA
Molecule: messenger RNA, 6863 nt
Organism: Xenopus tropicalis (tropical clawed frog)
Lineage: Eukaryota; Metazoa; Chordata; Amphibia; Anura; Pipidae
Gene: gapvd1
Product: GTPase activating protein and VPS9 domains 1
Exons: 27
Coding region: 161-4666 (1501 amino acids)
Biological process (GO): vesicle-mediated transport
Cellular component (GO): endosome; membrane
Molecular function (GO): GTPase activator activity; guanyl-nucleotide exchange factor activity
Source: RefSeq, a predicted model, not a curated record